GAUCUCUGGGCUCCGAGGGAGGAGUGGGAUGGUAGCACCUUAUUCCUGGGGACCAGGAUCAGCACCUAUUAACCAAAGAGGAGAGGAUUGGUUUCAGCGAUCUCUGCCUCUCCUUGGUGUUCCGGGGCGGGAGAGGUUUCUGUGGCUGGAAGGGGAUUGCAUGGUGCCCCCUGGAGUUGUGUUUCCGGGAGCCCUGAGUUGCCUUUUUCCCCCCAACCUCCAUUCCCUUAGGCCGAAGCCCUGCAGCUCACUUAGACACUUCCAACUCCUAGCAGUCCACCCUGAAACCGCCUUCGAAGGCUGGGGCCAAGACACUGCGUUGCUCCCAGUGCGGGGCGCUGACCCUGCCUGAAAAACUGUGUUAAGGCCGUAAAGUGACCCAGCUUGCUGUUUUUGCGGUUGCCAAGCCUGGGCUAGAGCCCUAGGGAGAAAACAGGAUUCUGUUGUUGAGGCGCUAGUGGUUCCAGUUCUUCCAUCAGAGGUGCUUGCCCUGAAAGCAGCAAAACCAAAUUAGAUAAUUUCAGGAACCCUUCAUAGUUACUCUGGCCUUUUCUCAGUUACCUGCUCGUGGUCAAAGAUCCUUGUUGGGUUUUGGUCCAGGGAAAAGUUGAUCUCUGCAGAUGAAUGUAAAUGCCUAACUUUGUGGUAGAUUAAAUGCCACGCUGGGAAAUGCAGCCGAUUCCCUCCUUAGGCUGCCGGGAAAUGUUAACUAAAGAUCAGUAGUAGUAAUUAACACAGUUAACUAUUUGCAGAUUGUUUGCAUCCUCUUUAACGUGAGUUCUAUUUUCAUCUGUAUUUAUUUCUGUUAAUUUUUCAAUUAUAUCAUGGGCCCCCUCCAAUCAUUUGCUAGUAAAUGGGAUUUGAACACACACAAACACAAAUCCUCAAAGGGCGUAAAAUGAGUUGCUGAUUUGAUAUAUCACAUUAGCUAAUACUAAAAGCCUAUGUCAGGUGCUAUAUCUGCUUCCCAUCUGCAGAGAAAAUAAAACGUACGAAAAACUACAAUAAAAAUUAUAGUAAGAAAAAAAUGUGCAUAAAUACAAUAAGAGAAAUUGUAAAGAUAUGUAAAGUAUAAAGUAUCUACUGAUACCCAUAUCAGCAAAGAUUGUAAUCAUUUCUCCAUUUUAAACUUUAUGUAUCUAAGCAUCAUAUUAAAACUUUUCCAUUCUUGUCUUUUUGAACUUUUACAAUUUUGGUGUAUUACUUUUAUAAAGCAUGUCUGUGUCCAAUAUCUCACAUGUUCUAUGCAGUAAUUAUUACUGAUGGAGAAACUCAGAUGAGAAAGAGAAUUUGUGGAAUUAUUUAAUCAUCCUCUCUUUUACCAUUCAACUAAGCUCUGUGUAUUCAAUCUGUAGAGCCUAAUACAGGCAGGUAACGUAGUGGUUAUUUGUACUUGUUCUCUCUACUCAGAAUAUUCUCCUGUCAUCACAUUUCUUGUUCCUCUUUGUCAUCCAGGUCUCAGCCCAAAUGUCAUACCAAAGAGAAUGUCCCUAAAGAACAUAUGUAAAAAGGUCACUCUUUCCACUCCCUCUCCCCCCAACCCUGAGCCUAGUAUCCUGGUGGAUACUCUAUAGGUUUGUUUAAUUUCAUCCCCUUCCCUAUCUACUUUUUAAAUAUUUAUUUGUCCUUCAAAGCUUGGCUCAAGCCUUAGCUUUUCUAAAGGACUACUGCAGAGUACUUAAAAAUAUGUAUACUGUCUAUAUAAUUCAUUUGGCAAUGAUUCUAGUGCUGCCUCAUGAUGUCUCUUCUUUGGACCUGAACAUGUUCUUGCAAAUUAGAACGUAAACUGCUUGAAGGGAAAUUUCACAUGUAUCUUAACUUUUACAAAUAGUAUACUUCAGUAGAUGUUUUUGAAGAACUUUUACAAUAGAUUUUUCUCUUUUCAUGAGCUAAUACUGAUAUUCUGACUACUUUUACUUCCCUCAUUUUUUUCUUAAGGAAAGAUAAAGUGUGCAGUUAAUAACAUGCCUAGCUAUAUACAAUUAAUCCGAUAAAUGUAUUACAGUAUUUUUUAUUGUAUUGGUUAGGGAGAGAAAGGACUAAAGUGGUAGAGGCUUAGCAAAUUUGUGAGUAAUAGUCAUCUUGCCAGAUCCUGAUCUGUGGCUUCUUAGGAUUCUGAGAGCCUUGUAUUCUAUUUCCAGUUCUACCAUCAAUGAUCUGUGACUUUGGGUAAAUCACAUAACCUCUUCUAGGUAUCAAUUUCACUGGAAAAGCAUCAAAUGAGAUCAUCUCUAAGAUUCAGUGAUUUUUUUUUAAAGUCUCUAGGCUAAACCACCAUCAUUGCUCCCUUGAAACACUGAGUAGUUUUCUAUCUUGCAGAAGAAAAGGAAGUAUUCUCUUCCUAUGUCUGUCCUCCAUGCCAUAAGCACUCCUGAACCAACCUGUCUUCAGAGAUUAUCUAGACUUAUCAUUUGGCAUGAAGCAGAUGCUACGUAAAUAAUUCCUCAAUUUAAACCGUCUGUCCCUUAAGUUAUAAGAACAGACAGAAUUGGCUAUGGAUAAUCCAAAUGAUUGCAGUCAACAAAGCUCAUGUAAUGGAAUUCCAUCUGAGAAGAAAAACAACUUCAUUGUGUCAGAAGAUCAUGGACAGAAAAUCUUAAGUAUAUUACAGAAUUUUAGAGAACAAAAUGUGUUUUAUGAUUUCAAAAUAAUCAUGAAAGAUGAAAUAAUCCCAUGUCAUCGUUGUGUGUUAGCAGCAUGCAGUGACUUUUUCAGGGCUAUGUUUGAAGUAAACAUGAAAGAAAGAGAUGGUGGAAGUGUUACCAUUACUAAUUUGUCUUCCAAAGCAGUAAAAGCAUUUCUUGAUUAUGCCUAUACUGGAAAAACAAAGAUAACAGAUGAUAAUGUGGAAAUGUUCUUCCAGUUGUCAUCAUUUCUUCAAGUUUCCUUCCUAUCCAAAGCUUGCAGUGACUUUUUAAUAAAAAGCAUUAAUCUUGUCAAUUGUUUACAGUUAUUAUCUAUAUCAGAUAGCUAUGGCUCUGCCCGUUUGUUUGAUCAUGCUUUAUACUUUGUGCAACAUCACUUUUCUUUAUUAUUUAAAUCCAGUGAUUUCUUAGAGAUGAAUUUUGGAGUACUGCAAAAAUGUCUAGAAUCAGAUGAAUUAGAUGUUCCUGAAGAAGAAACUGUACUAAAAGUUGUCCUUAGUUGGACUAAGCAUAACUUAGAAUCAAGGCAAAAGCAUCUGCCUUAUUUGAUUAAAAAAGUAAGAUUGUAUCAGUUAUCUGAGGAGACACUUCAAGACUGUCUACUCAAUGAAGAGUGUUUACUCAAAAGCACAGACUGUUUUGACAUAAUCAUGGAUGCAAUUAAGUGUGUGCAAGGUUCUGGUGGACUUUUCCCUGAUGCUCGACCAUCCACAACUGAAAAAUAUAUAUUUGUUCACAAAACCGAGGAAAAUGGAGAAAAUCAACAUACGUUUUGCUAUAAUAUUAAAAGUGAUUCAUGGAAAAUACUACCACAAUCACACCUGAUUGAUUUGCCAGGAUCUAGUCUCUCUAGUUAUGGGGAGAAAAUAUUCUUAACAGGUGGUUGUAAAGGGCCGUGUUGCAGAACGGUUCGUCUUCAUAUUGCAGAAUCCUAUCAUGAUGCCACUGAUCAAACCUGGUGCUAUUGUCCAGUCAAAAAUGAUUUCUUCCUGGUAUCAGCUAUGAAAACACCAAGAACCAUGCAUACAUCUGUUAUGGCUCUCAAUAGAUUAUUUGUCUUUGGUGGAAAGACUAGAGGAUCUCAGGACAUUAAAAGCCUCUUAGAUGUUGAAUCUUACAACCCUCUUUCCAAAGAAUGGGUGUCUGUUAGCCCGUUACCCAGGGGCAUAUACUAUCCUGAAGCAAGUGCAUGCCAAAAUGUAAUUUAUGUUCUUGGAUCAGAGGUAGAGAUUACAGAUGCUUUUAACCCAUCACUUGAUUGCUUUUUUAAAUACAAUGCUACAACUGAUCAGUGGUCUGAACUAGUAGCAGAAUUUGGGCAGUUUUUUCAUGCAACAUUAAUUAAAGCUGUCCCAGUAAACUGCACACUGUAUAUAUGUGACCUUUCCACCUAUAAGGUUUAUAGUUUUUGUCCAGAUACUUGCGUUUGGAAGGGUGAAGGGUCUUUUGAAUGUGCAGGAUUUAACGCAGGUGCAGUUGGAAUUGAAGAUAAAAUUUAUAUAUUAGGUGGUGAUUAUGCACCAGAUGAAAUCACAGAUGAAGUGCAGGUCUACCACAGCAGCAGGUCUGAGUGGGAAGAAGUUUCACCAAUGCCAAAAGCCUUAACUGAAUUUUACUGUCAGGCAAUUCAGUUUAAUAAAUACAGGGACCCAUGGUUUUCUAACCAUUUCUAAAAGUAGUGUGCAGUUCUAGAAACUUGCAGUAAAUUUGUUAACCUUAAUUGUUGGUAAAAAGGUCUUUACAGCUUAAUAAAAUAAAAUGUACCUUCUACUAGACAGUUACUGUGAAUGUAUACCAUAUAUGAAUUAGAAGUUCCCAGAAACUUAAAAUACAAAAUAAAUUUUACCAAAGUUGUAUUUAAUUCAAUCUUGGAGAAACUAGAAUACUCAGUAUUUCACAUGUAAAUAAAACUCAGGCUUUGAUGUUUUGAUUUUUAAAGUACUUUACCCAUGAAAUUCUAGUUAAAAACAAAGUUCACAGAUUUGUACAGAUGUGUGAAAUCUCUUUAGGUAGUAAAAAUUAUUUAUUAACACUAUAUUAAGUGAAAAAUAGAGGUGAGAUUCCUACCUUGUUACUACAGGUAUAAGAGUUGUUGAAUUCCUAUUUUUUCUGAUUAUUGAUUAGCUGCUUUUAAGCCAUUUCUUUUACCAUUUUUUUUAGUGAGAAAAUUUUCUGAAAUGCAGUGUGUUUCCUUAGCCUUCUAAAACUACUCUAAACAUGGUUUAACUUUUUACAAUUCAACUCUUCAUUAAGAGCAUAAUGUACCAUGUUGUAAUGCCAUAAUGCCACUGGCAGUUCUUCAAAUGCCUUAAAAUUUGCUGAUUCUAUUAGAUUUCAGUGUCAGUUGGUUUCAGUUUCCAGCAGUAUUAUAUCUCUCUUAUUUUCUGGCUCAAGCUCAGUAAAUUAACAUUCUUAAUUUACUGAAUCAGUUCUAAGUUACACCUGACCUGAGUUUAUCUUAACCCACUGAGUGAAGUUCUUGGAUUCUGGGAUGGUAGUCCUAAAAUAUUUUUUCCGUAUCAUUGCCAGUUUCCAGUGUAAGUGAGAAUGUAGAAAAACUGACCUCUAGAUGAGUGAACCUCUAUUGAUGGCAUUUCUUAAACUUUUACCUGUCCAAAUUUAAGUUGCAAUAAGAAAUUUCAGUGUUUAAAUUAGUACCAUACCAGUUUUUUUAUGAUGCCAGCCGUAAAGCACUGUGUAUGUUUAUUACUACUUCAGUAAGUUACUCAUAGUGAAUUAUUUUCUAAAGUUAAAAAUAUGCCUGGGAUUUUGGUAUUCACAGUAGUGUUCAAAACUUGUAUCUGAUUAGAUGUUUAAUCAUCUUUAACCCAGACAAUGAAAGAGUAUUAAUCAUCCUUAUUCUCAGCUAAGAUGAUUCUGCCUUGUAAGAGGAUAUGUUUCUUUAAUAAGUUUUAAAGAUAUAGACAUUUUAGGUUUUAAGACACCUGGUUUACAUCUCAGGUAACAUGUAGAUUAUAUUUCUCUGGAAUCAAAUGUAGUUACCCACAUGCUAUAGUAAAUGUUAAUCUAUUGUAAAUGUAUGUAUUCUUUAGAAGUGAAAAUAUACCUAAAUGAAAGUCUUUUAUUUUACGUAUAAACUUAUGCAAUCCUAAGUUUCAAAUAUAUUUUUCCAAGUAGAACAGUGUAUUAGACUAAAUUAUGCAAUUCCAAAAUCAGGGACUGUCCCUAACCAGGUGAUAGUUGCAUAAAAAGUAUUCUGUAGAAUUGGUGACUUCCUCCCUACCUACAUUUGUUGGCUCUGCUCUUUUCUCUCUGUGUAUAUGUUAUGUGUAAGAAAGAAAGAAAAUUCAGUGGAGGCUUUCUUUUGUGUGUAUAUCGGGUUUUGAAAACAAGUUAUUUGAGAAAGACCAUAACACAGUGGGCGACCUAUAUGCGAGAUACACUAAACUGUUAAUUUAAGCAUAUAUGAAUAAUUAAAGUAUGUUAAAAUAAAUAUUAUUUUUAAGCAGUGACUCUAGGAAUUGUUAAUCUUUCCAGAAAGGAGACACUAGAGGAAAAAGAGAAUCCCUUCCUGAUCUUGUUUUAUUAUUAUAUCUUGAUUUCUACCAUCUUGUCAUUGGCCCCUGAUUUCUGGUGUUACUAGAAAUAUCCUUGUUAUGAAGGCUUAGGUGGCUCCCUCUGCAUUUGAUUUAAUAUACUUUCUAAAGCACAGGCUUUCUGCCUUAGUUUCUGCAGUUGCUACAGGUUACUUGUUAAUCAUUAUCACUUCCUUUUCCAUUCCUUUACAUCUGUACCUGAGUGCUUCUUCUCAGUUAUAACUUCAAGAAACGUAGUCUCUUUAGUCAUAAAACCCCCAAACUCUUUAUUUAUAUUCUUUUCCCUUGGCGCCAUAGCAGUCUGUGCUGGGCAUGACUCCAUUAAUAAGUGAUCUGGCUUUAAUUUUACAUCAUCUUGUAAUGAUCUUGUAAUGGUAGCACUUUCAUUUGAUCUAUCAAAUGGUUACAGGAAAUUGGCUCUGGGUGUUCAUAAUCCUUAAGGAACCGAACCACAUGUAUACGUGGUCAGUGACUAGUUAUACCUUUCUGAUCAUGCCAGUCACUUUGGCUUUAAGAACCAUAUAUAUUAUUCUGUCCUCAACCCUCUAUUCUGGAUCUCUGAUAUGCACGUCUCAAUGAUCUCUCAAAUCUAUUUUCAGUACUCCCAGAGGGAGCUGUUUUUCCUCUCUGUACAGGUUAAGAAAUAACAUCCCUUUAUCUAUGUCUUCUUCCCUUAGUCUUCCUUUUUUUCCUUUAAAGUCUACCUUCGCUGUCAUCCUUCAGCCAGUGCUGCAGUGUAAGCGACAAAAUAGCUGUGCUCAUUAUCCAGAUUGCUUUUAUUCUCGUGGAAAGAUUCUAUUUAACAUUCUGAAUCCUCUAUCAGUUUUAUUGGUCUGCUACAUUUGGAUAUGAACAGAAAAAAAAUUCUAAUAUUGUAAUGGCUUCUAAAAUUGGAAGUAUGUAUGUGUCACUAUUAAAUGUAAAAAAGAUUGAAUUCAACAUUUAUAUGAGAUCCAAGUUAAGGAACAUUUUUAGAAUGAUCUUCAAACUUGACUUAACAGUGUGCAGCACCCUUUGUUCAUCUAUUGCUUGUGAGACUAAGCAGUAUGAAGAAUAUUUGUAUCAUCAAAAUUAACUACAUUCCCAUAACACUCUCUUCUGGUUUAGGGAGGGAAAGAGGUCUUUAUCACAGCAGUGUUCAUUUUGUUACAUGUUACCCUUAAAAGCUAGGAUGUUAUUUGCAAGCAACCGCAUCCUACAACAUGAUUCCACUCUUCCCAGAUACCAAGAGGAGCAAUUAAAUAUAUAUUUAGUCUACCUAGCUCAAUGCAUGUGGUUUGGAAAUCAGAGUCAAGUAUAGAGGGAAACAUCUGUUUAACUUUUUGAGAUUUGGAGAAAAUAAAUAAAACGAUCUAAUACAUUCUGAAUAUAUGGUGUUACUUUUAAAUCAUCAUUCUUGGUUUAAUUAGAUCCAGUAUUUAGAAACUUGUGUUCAGAAUUGAAUGUGUAAGACCCAAAAUGUCUUCUAAUGGGCAGUGAGAGCAACCUAAAAGCAGAGGCCGAAAUCUAUAAGGAAACAUUUCUAUUCAACACAAGAAACUUUACUCCACUUUAUAAAGCCAUAUUUAGAAAAAGACUAGCUAUCAAAGAUUGUGGCAUGUGGCAGAUGAUUAGCCCAGUAAAUUCCUGUGCAGGAGUAGACAACUAAAGAUUUUUACACUCUGUUAUACACAUUUUGAUCUCAAUAGUUAUCUGACAUUUGAUUAAUUGUUUCCUCCAGUUUAUUUAGCAUUUAGGCAUUCUCAGUAACUUGAUUUUAAUGAUUCUGCAUACUCAAGAUUUCAGUAAGAUUUGAGUCUUAAAAUUACACCCUUCUUGGAGCAUUCUUACUGAAGGAAAUUUGUUCUUUUUUUCUUUUAAUCACUCAGGAAAAAGCGUGUAAAGCCUGCUGACAUUAACAGUGAGCUGCUAGUAGGGAUUUUUCGUUCUAUCUACUAUAGGUGCACAUUUAUUUUUAGUAUUGAUUUAUUGAGUAAUAGAUGCACAUUUAUUGUGAAUAAAAACUGAAAGACUAGGACCUGAUUUUUUUCUCCUGACUUAUUUCACUGCAAAUGUAGCUCUAGAGCUAAAUCUAGUGAUUCUAAUUAAAGAUUAUAUGAUUUGAAAGAAUGCCUUUAUAUUUUAAAAAAUCUAGAUGUUUUUAUACAUAUAUUUAAUGAUACUAUGAUGCUUAAUCAAAUUUAAUAUAUAAAUAGGGAAUUAAUCACAGGAUAAUAUUACACACUUAUAAAUGAUAACUCUUCUAAAUCAUAGACUCACAUUCAAGCCUGAAAAUAACUUUAGAAUCUAACACAACUUCCUACCUGGUAUAGAAAGCCCCUCUAAAUUCUAAAACACCCUUGAUGGUUGAUUUUUUUAAAAAUUCUAAUUCAGUUCCUUCAGGGUAAUGGGCUCACUACCUCCAUUUUUGAACAGUUCUACUAGAAAGUUCUUUCUAACAUUGAAAGCAACUCUGUAUCCCUGUAAUAACUUGCAGUCUUUGGUCCCAAAUUGCUGUUUCCAUAAAUAUUGGAAAUAGCAUGGCUUCCAUUCCUCUAAAAUCAAGGCCUCAUUUUCCUUCUUGUUCAAAUGGUUAAUACUUUAAAACCUGCCACAAGGGCCAGAAUUACAUACCUUCUCCUUGUACAAUUGCCAGAGAUCCUCGCUCUAUCACCUUUUGUGGUGUGUUGAGUAUGACCAGCCUUGCAGAAUAUCCAUUUAAUUCAGGCAUCUCAUUCCCUUAGCCAGUUCUGUAGCUCUUAUAAAUCCAAUAUGGGCUAGAGCCUUGUUGUAUUUCUCUCUGUACCCCCUGUCAACAUAAUCACAAACAUAUUUUCUGAGAGAGGAAUUCUAAAGCCAAAUUUUACUGUCUUUUGAUCAUUUGUCAUUGGAUAUAGUUUUCAGAAUUUUAAAAACACUGCUAAAAGAGACCCUCAAGGAAUUCCUGUUGUGGCUCAGCAAGUUAAGAACCUGACAUUCAUGAGGAUGCAGGGGGUAAGGACCCAGCAUUACUGCCAGCUGUGGUGUAGGCUGCAGAUAUGGCUCAAAUCUCAUGUUGCUGUGGCUGUGGUGUAGCCCAGUAGCUGCAGCUCUGAUUCAGCCCCUAUCCUGGAAACUUCUAUAUGUCACUGAUGCGGCUGUAAAAAGAAAGAAAGGGAAAAGAGAGACCCUCAAAAGAACAAAAAAGCAGUCACAUCCUUGGUGGUUAGUAAGAGGACAAUUUGCUCACAAAUUAAUAAGGACCGGUCUUAUGGUAACAAUCUAAGUUUGGAGAGUCAUCUGUGCUAUUUAUUCAGUUGGAUAGAGCAUGAUACUUCCAUAAAAUAAUGCCAUUAUUAGAUAACUCUAUAGGUCAAGCUUUAUAUAUAUAUAUAGCUGAAUAUAGCUUUAUUCAUCUCAUUAACUUUGACAACAUUCCCAAUAAUAUUUGUCUUAAGAGCUCAACAGAUUAUGCUCUUGAUUUCAGAGGUAAUUGGAAUAACUCGGAGGGCAGUUCUCUAUUACAUUGUGGUGUAAAUUUCUUUUCAUGUCUAUCAUCCUCAUUUAAUUGGAAACUCUUAGGAAUAGGGACAUAUAUUUAUCAUUUCUGGACCUAUCAAUUAGCACAUUGCCUGCAUAUAAAGCGUCUAGUAAAAAUGACAUUCUAUUGCCAAUAUGUGAAGCAAAAUUUAGUUAUAUUGUUACCGAAUGGGUUAGCUGUAACUCUACACUUCACAAUUUAUUUUUAUGUAAAAAAUUAUUUUGAGUUACAUUAGGAUUUUACUUUUAAAAAUGCUACACAUUGUACUUUAGUUAUGUGUUAAUUCUUUUUGUAAUGAUUAAUAUUUUUCUCAUGUUCAAAGUCUGGGUUAGGUAAUUUAUACAACUUUUUGUUAAUAUGUGUUGUAUAUUAGCUUUUAUUAGUAUACGGGAAAGUUAAUAAUGAAUUAGUUUUUAUUUAAGAGUGAAAUUGCAUUAAAUAAUGCAUUGUCCACCUUUGGAGAACAUGUAUAGUUGAUUAUAUAAGUUGUAUAGUAUAUGUAUAGCUGGUUCUUAAAAAAUGAAAUAUACAUACACCACAUAAUUUAUACACCUAAUUUUUUUAGUACUUAAGGAUUAUUUUUUCUCCUUGAAUUUUAAUUAUAACAUUUAAUUCUGUGUUUCCUUGCAAAUGCAAUAAUAGAUAAGACAAUGACUGAAAGUUUCAUUGGUAGUCAUGCAAGCCCCAUUUCUCCUUCUACAAGAGCAUAAUAGCUUUACUGACUUUUUUCCCCAAGGAGAUAGUGCUCAAAGCUACUUAUGUUGCAUAGAUAAGUAAUUUACUUCAUUUCCCUAUUAGUAGAAUAUGGGCUUUUGGCAUAUGCUAUCUAUAUGAAAUAAAAUCAGCAUUUUUGCAGGACCAUGUUAACCAUAUUAACAUGUAGUAAAACAUUUCAAUUAUAUAAAAUAAUUGUUAAUGUAUUAAAAUGUAUCUCAGAAAAGAAUACAUAUUGUUUGUAUUUAUUGUUAUUAGAAAUAAAAAAGGUAGAAAAAGA
This is a messenger RNA of Sus scrofa (pig), 10695 nucleotides long. It is a transcript of the gene KBTBD3, whose product is annotated as kelch repeat and BTB domain containing 3. The record is from RefSeq and is a predicted model, not a curated record. Lineage: Eukaryota; Metazoa; Chordata; Mammalia; Artiodactyla; Suidae. Gene Ontology annotation, molecular function: protein binding.